CUAAUAACGUGUCUUCUUCCAUCAAACCUUAACCAAACCUUUUCCAAAAAUAACACCAAAUUGAAAACCUUACCUUAUAAAAUUUAAUUCAUUUCAAUUUUCACAAACAACUUUACUCAUUCAUUCAUUCAUUCAUUCCUUCUUCAUCACACCCAUUCAUUCAAAAUCCCAACACAAUCGCUCACAGGUUUAUUGGCUGUGGAUUGUGUUGAGGUUUUCGUUUAGGUUGAAGACGCAAGAAGUUUUAAGUUCUGGAAAUGAUGAAUGGACGACAGGCUCAAAAUUGGGGUGAAAGUUCGAGUUCAACUUCAACUUCGCUUAGUAGUCAGCAGGAUGUUGACGAUGAUCAGAUGAUUGCUCUUGUGCUAUCGGAAGAGUAUGCCAAUUUAGAUGGGGCAGUUGGUCGGCGUCUUUCGAACUUGGCACCUGUUCCGCAUGUGCCCCGCAUAAAUACCUUCAUCCCCACCAUAAAUGAUGCCAGUAUGGAUCACCAGCGUCUGCUACAGAGGUUGAAUGUUUAUGGUCUUUGUGAACUUAGAGUAUCUGGAGAUGGAAAUUGUCAGUUCCGUGCACUUUCAGACCAGCUGUUCAGGUCACCUGAACACCACAAGCAUAUCCGUAAAGAUAUUGUAAAACAGCUUAAAGAUCACCGUUCCUUAUAUGAAUCCUAUGUACCAAUGAAGUACAAACGAUAUUACAAGAGAAUGGCUAAAUCUGGAGAAUGGGGUGACCAUGUUACCUUACAGGCAGCUUCUGAUAAGUUUGCAGCUAAGAUAUGCCUUCUGACAUCAUUCAGAGAUACUUGUUUCAUCGAAAUUAUGCCACUGUACCAAGCACCGCAGCGCGAAGUGUGGUUGAGUUUCUGGUCCGAGGUUCAUUACAACUCACUUUACGAUAUUCGAGCUGCACCAAUCCAACACAAACCAAGGAGGAAACAUUGGUUGUUCUAGAAGAUAUAGUGCCGUGUUUGGAUCAUUGCAUGGUGCAUAUAAUAUCUAAAAUGUUAGUAUUCAGAUAUGAAUACAAAGCAUACAAUAUUCAGUGAAAGAUAAACUGCCAGAAUUGAAACUUGAAACUAUAUUUUCCAAAGUAUCAAAGAUGAAGUAGAUUGUCAUUGUGGAUAUAGGAGCAAACAGGCGCGGGAGAAAUCACUUGUUCGAUAAUUUUUUCCCUUUACUAUUAUUUACAUUAUACUUUGGUAAUUUUUUUUUAAAUUUUGUUUAUAUCAUGCCUAUCUUAUAUUGAAUAGAGCAGCUCAUUGUGAUUUGUAUAUAAGUUUUUUAUUUUAAAAAACUUACUUUGUGAA
Medicago truncatula (barrel medic) is the source of this 1306-nucleotide messenger RNA. RefSeq names its product OVARIAN TUMOR DOMAIN-containing deubiquitinating enzyme 12. The record is from RefSeq and is a predicted model, not a curated record. The transcript has 10 exons. Bases 258 to 950 code for a protein of 230 amino acids. Gene Ontology annotation, molecular function: cysteine-type deubiquitinase activity. Lineage: Eukaryota; Viridiplantae; Streptophyta; Magnoliopsida; Fabales; Fabaceae. Gene Ontology annotation, biological process: protein deubiquitination.